Eriocheir sinensis (Chinese mitten crab) is the source of this 1222-nucleotide messenger RNA. RefSeq lists its product as uncharacterized. The transcript has 2 exons. Lineage: Eukaryota; Metazoa; Arthropoda; Malacostraca; Decapoda; Varunidae. The record is from RefSeq and is a predicted model, not a curated record. Bases 671 to 1222 code for a protein of 183 amino acids.
CGACGGGGGACUUGCUGGUGACGGGGGCUGACAGGUCUUGCUCGUUAGUCGUCAUCUCGGACUCAGAAAACGACGAAACUAUGAUGCUGCAGGUUAGGGAAUUUGAAUAAACAUGUGUAAGUCUUGCUGAAACAGAAAAAAAGCAGUAAGUGAUGACGUGUGCCCUUGUAUAAUGCAAUGUUUUUUUUACAUUGCAGCUCAUAAGAAAGACCAUUUAUAAAUGAUACUACAAAAUAUAUGAAAGUCCAUUUUCAUCCAGUACAAGAUAAGAAUAGCCAUCAUUAUACAGUAUCGUGUAGUGAAAUGCUACAAGUCAUCAUCAUUUUCCUGAAGGAAGUGCUAGACAUGUGGCUGCGGCGGCAGCAGGGCGCGGCGGUCUUCCAGGUGAUGGCCGACAGCCAGGACACUAACGUGACGCACCGCCUGGCUCAGCUGGUGCCGCUGGCUCGCCGGGUAUGUACGUGGCUUUAACUAAUACUGGUGGCAGCGGUGGUGCGGUGGGUGGUGCUGACAGGGUGGGUGGUGAUGAGGGAGGGAAGUUUUCACAGAUUGGGUUGUGGUGAUGGGCAGAGAGGUUGCUUUCCCUAUUGUAGAAAAAUGGCGUGUAAAUGGCCCUUGGAUUGUUGUAGGAACAUGAUGUAGCUGGUUUCUUAUUGGUAGCUGUGUCAUAAUGGUAAGUGACACAUACAGACAUGUUUGCCAUUUUAACUGUGAUGUCGGCGGAGUGGAGAGAUGCCUGUCACACAUCCACGCCGCAUCGUUGUCAGUUUGGCCAAAAUGCGACCUCCUUGGCCAGGUGCGUCGGUUGUCGCGGUGCACGGUGGUGGUGGUGGUGAGCCACGACCCGGCCUUCCUCGCCGCCUUCGCCGAGUGGUCCCUGAGAGGUCGGCUGCUGGUGUGGUCCACCAGUCUGGUGGUAGUGACACGCCUGGCAUUGCCGAUGCUGCGGGCCCUCCUGCCCGCCCACUGGACCUUCGCCAUGAUGAACACGAUCGUCCUCAGCGUGAACACCUCCUCUAGGUAUUCAUGGGCAGUAUUUUUUUCUUUCACUGUACGGUUUGAAGAGUAUUCAUCUUUUAUUACGGCCAGUUUUCAGGUGUUUAGCUACCUGCCGUAUAGCCCAGCAGGGCCAAUGGUGGUACAGGUGGCCUCCUGGACACACUCAUGCGGGCUCGUGCUCACCGAGGGUCACACACUUUUUGAAGAAAAGUUUUCUAAGUAG